Dendronephthya gigantea is the source of this 2526-nucleotide messenger RNA. RefSeq lists its product as uncharacterized. Gene Ontology annotation, cellular component: nucleus. Gene Ontology annotation, molecular function: zinc ion binding. The record is from RefSeq and is a predicted model, not a curated record. The coding region runs from base 55 to 1476 and encodes 473 amino acids. The transcript is spliced from 3 exons. NCBI's taxonomy places the organism in Eukaryota, Metazoa, Cnidaria, Anthozoa, Malacalcyonacea, Nephtheidae.
UUUUAGGUAUGGAGAUAUUAUCAAAUUUCAAAUACCUAUUCAUUCAAUCGAGCGAUGGCAAGCAAAGACACGCCGAAAAAGCUCUACGCGAAAAAAACCGAGGCAAAUAUUUCACAUUGCAGACUUUGUUAUUGUGUUACUGACCCGAAGCACAGUAAAAAUUUGUUUCGAAGUCAGAAUCUGAUAACUUUGCGCAAUGCGGAGACAGUAUAUGGUAGUGAAUUGCCACAUGGAAACGACCUUCCUCGUCAAAUUUGUUCUGCCUGUGAAAGAAGGCUGAACAAUGCGAUAAAGUUAAGGGAUAUCAUCAUUGAGACUCAACAGAAACUACAGGAGAAUGUUCAAGCAAAACGAUGUGUGGAAGUUUCUCCUUCUGUUAUCCCCUCAGCUAAAGUGCGCACAGCUGGGACUUCACGGCGACGAAGUAUUGACUUCGGUAAUGUUGCUGCCGAAAAAUCUCCAAAUCUGAUUUCCCGUUUAAACAAGUAUGGUCUGUGCCUUGAGCCUAUGAAGAAAUACCCAAUUCUAGAAGACAUUGGAAAGAGUUUUAUAGAUCAUGCAGCAGAGUUGGUGAAGUCUGGACAUAAAUUUGUGUAUGUGUUAGACAACAUUGACUGGGAGAAGAAGGCCCAUGACAUGAGGCAGAAUGUGCAAAACAGGAGUGUUCAUGCUGUGGCAACAAGUAUUGUAUUUAAUCGAGUUUCUGAUGAAGGAUUGCCCGAUUCUGGUCCACAGCAAAGUCUUAAAGAUUGCAAUGUCCACCAGCUGGUGAAUAUCAAUCGACUGGAAUCUGAGGCAAUCAGAAGCAGAUAUAGAAUACUUGUUGCCAGGCUUUUGUUUGAACAUUUUCCUGCUUUUGCAAUAUUCAAGCCAUAUAUACCUGGAGCCACUGAUUGCCAACAAACCAAGAAUAUGUCAGCCAAGUCAGAAGUUGUGACAAUGCCCAUCUUAAUGAAAGAUGAAAAGAAAUAUUCAGAAUGUGUGGAUGUAUUGAAUCAGCUUGAGAAGUGGACGGAAGAAAUAUAUGCAGCUGCUGGGCUAUGUUCCCCCUCAGAACCUGAUGAUGCCGCACCAAGCAUUGGGACCACAUCCAGACCUGAUCAACCAGCCUCACACGUACCACCUGCUACAACUGAUGAUGAUCCUUUACAUGGUGUAAAAAUACCUUGCUUUGGUGAUCAACUCACUCGAGUCAGAUUUGCUGGGGCAAAGGAUCUUAGAGCUGGAUGCCAUUCAGCUAAACAGAGACUGGAUCAUCUAUAUCCGUUUUGUAUUGUCGACUGGCACACCAAAAGAAGUUUUUUGAAGACAGUGUUCAAGAGACUUUACAAGAACUCCGGGAGAGAGAAAGGAACGCUGCGAUUCUUUAGAGAGAAGCUGAACCGAGGAAAUGUCACUGUCGACGUAAAGCACUAUGAGGACUGUGAGCAGCUGUUUUACAGUGUUGGUAAGUGUUUUGUGAUUGAAGCCCUUUAGGAAUUUUUCCAAAUGGACGACACAAAACACAAGCCAGCAGCGAACGGUCCUCAUAGUGUUCAUGUAUUGCAAGAAGAAUACAGAAAGAGCUAUAUUGUCCAGGUGCUUGACAAAUUUAUUGAUGAGUUUCCUUUCAUUGAUGAUGAGGAUGUGUAUGAUGAAGAUGAAGAUGGAGACAACAUUGAAGAUGAUGGUGUUUGGAGCUAUGGAAUCAACAUCAUAAAGUGUUUUAUGCUCCUUAAUGAUUUCAAGGAUGCUGUAUCCUCAGGCAAUGGUGAACACCUCCUAAUCCUGCGAAAACAACUGCUGGUUCACUUUUUUGCAACAUCAGGAUUUAAUGAGUUUGCUAUUAAAAUGCUCAUCAAUAUCCUACAGUCCAAAGUGUUGCUCUCAACUGUCGAAGCUCAUCGCUGUAAAUGGGCUGCUACAGUGAAUUGGAAAGGUGGUGCUGGCAAAAAUAUUGAAAUUGAUCUUUUCCAAGAAAACAGGAACUGUGAGAUGAAGAAGUUGAUUCGUGCAAUGGGUGCCGACAAGACUGACAAGGCAAUAAGCAGAGCAAGUAAAGCAUCAGGAGGAGUAACAAAAAUAGUGGAGGCAUUUGAACAUCAAGUGAACAUUCAUCCGAAGUCAACCACUCACUCACACAAAUCCGCAACUGAUGACGAAAAAAUUAUAAGCAGAGACAUAAGAGUCUUGAAGCCUUUCAAGAAGGAUGGAAGAUUAUUUGAGUCUUUUCCAAAUAUUUCAUGUAAUCCCACCCAAGCAUUAGACAAGGAUAAGUUUACAACAUGGAUUGAUAGGCACAAGAAAAAUAUUUUAAUGCACUAUCCUCUAGAAGAUGCCGAACUGUCACACGAGUGAUAAUUGCCUGUGCCACAAAACUGUGAGUAAUCUACCUCAAACAAGUAUUUGAUAGUUUUAAGUGAACUGCUAAGGUUUUGAUUGAAUCAAUGUUUGCCACUAAUUGAUCUGUAAAUUACAAAUGCAAAAUUUCUUUCAUCUUAACCCAUUGUCCAAAAAUGAGAAUUUUUUAGGCACACAAAAUUGUAU